AAUUGGCAUGAUGUAAGCUGUCUCAGGGUAGUACCGAUGCAAGCCCCCCGAGUCACGUGCGUCUCUUCUCCGCACGGCAAAAACUCACUUCGGGUCGCUCUCCACGCGCCAUCCUCCUCAUUCCAUCCGUUGACUGCCAAUCCUUCCCCUCGCAGGCUGCCCUGGUUUUCCGUCACCCACGCUUCAGGUCGCGGCAAUGGUCGGCUCAAUCGGUAAGGUGACGCCUCCCCGCAUUCAUGGGGGAAGCUACCUCGCCUACCAUCCAUCGUGACAAAGCAACCUCCUGCUUUGCUCUAUUACAAUGGAAAUUGUUCGCCAUUUGUCGUCAUCACGAUGAGAGUUCUUGCUGCUGCUGUGUCGCGCUCGUUCGUGCAGCGAAGAGGCUUUGCUAGCACGGCGAGGACACUGGACAAUUAUGCCUUCGUCGGCUUGGGCCAGAUGGGCUACCAAAUGGCCAAAAACUUGCAAUCCAAGUUGCAGCCUAGCGACAGGAUAUCUAUCUUCGAUGUGAACCCGCAGUCAAUGCAGGGCCUCGAGGCCGAGAUGAAGGCGGCCUCGCAAGGGGCUGCUGUCGAGCUCGCAUCGAGCGCUUUCGACGCGUCAAAGGAUGCUGAUACCGUCGUUACGUGCCUCCCCGAGCCGCAACACGUCAAGGGCGUCUUCGACUCCAUCCUCGUGGCUUCCCUGCCCACCAAAGAUCGCGUUUUCAUCGACUGCUCGACCAUCGACCCUUCGACGUCGCGUGAGGUGGCCAAGGCCGUUUCCGCAGCAGGUCAGGGCCAGUUUGUUGACGCGCCCAUGUCCGGCGGCGUCGUCGGCGCCACGGCUGGGACGUUGACUUUCAUGCUGGGCGCUGCUGAAAAGCUGAUCCCGCGUGUCGAACCCACAUUGCUGCAUAUGGGCCGAAAGGUCCUGCACUGCGGUGAACAAGGCGCAGGCUUGUCGGCCAAGUUGGCGAACAACUACUUGCUGGCCCUCAACAACAUUGCCACUGCCGAAGCGAUGAACCUGGGCAUGAAAUGGGGUCUUGACCCUAAGAAACUGGCUGGCGUCAUCAAUGUCAGCACGGGUCGCUGCUGGCCGAGCGAGGUCAACAACCCUGUAAAGGGUGUCGUUGAGACCGCCCCCGCUGGCCGUGACUACCGUGGUGGCUUCGGGAUUUCCCUGAUGAAGAAGGACUUGCGUCUCGCCAUGGUCGCUGCGAAGGAGGCUGGUGCAGAGAUGAAGCUUGCCGACAAGGCCUUUGAAGUGUAUGAGGAUGCUGAGAAGAAGGAGGAGUGCGCUGGUCGGGAUUUCUCGGUCGUGUAUCGGUAUCUCGGCGGCAAGGAAGAGUGAGCAUCAUCCCGCAUAGGCAAUAGAACACUGCUCAUUUCAUGAGCUGUUUAAUUUGACCAAUAAAGCCUGAAUGAUUUCCCAACACAUUGUGUAUUUUUCUACUGGCCUCACCAACCUCUAUUUAUGCGCUCUGUCAAGCCAACACUAGCAUCUCUCCGAGC
Messenger RNA from Emericellopsis atlantica, 1496 nucleotides. Its product is annotated as putative 3-hydroxyisobutyrate dehydrogenase G6G8.5. The transcript is spliced from 3 exons. Lineage: Eukaryota; Fungi; Ascomycota; Sordariomycetes; Hypocreales; Bionectriaceae. Bases 334 to 1335 code for a protein of 333 amino acids. Gene Ontology annotation, molecular function: NADP binding; 3-hydroxyisobutyrate dehydrogenase activity; NAD binding. Gene Ontology annotation, cellular component: mitochondrion. Gene Ontology annotation, biological process: L-valine catabolic process. The record is from RefSeq and is a predicted model, not a curated record.